AUGUUGCCCGGGCUGCCCGAUGAUAUUGCAAAGUACUGUCUUGCCCUUGUUCCGAGGUCAUAUUUUCCAAGAAUGGGAGGAGUGUCAAGGAGAUGGAGGUCUUUUAUGAAAAGAAAUAAACGAUUUGUCUUGUCUCCCAUGCCUGGCCCUGUAAAAGCUGGUUUUGGUGUUGUGGCUCUUAACGGGAAACUUGUUGUCAUGGCUGGCUAUUCCAUCAUUGAUGGUGUUGGAUCUGUGUCCUCUGAUGUAUAUCAGUAUGAUUCUUGCCUUAACAGCUGGAGCAAGAUUGCAAACAUGAAUGUGCCGCGAUAUGAUUUUGCUUGUGCUGAAGUUAAUGGUGUGAUUUAUGCGGUUGGGGGUUAUGGGAUGGAUGGAGAGUCUCUCUCAUGUGCCGAGGCUUAUAACCCUGAAACCAACAAAUGGACUGUAAUCGAGUCGAUUCGCCGCCCACGUUGGGGUUGCUUUGCUUGUGCGUUCGAGGGUAAGCUCUACGUUAUGGGCGGUCGGUCAAGCUUCACAAUCGGAAAUUCAAGGUUUGUGGAUGUGUACGAUCCGGAAAACCACAAAUGGUGGGAGAUAAAAAACGGGUGUGUGAUGGUGACGGCUCAUGCGGUGGUGGGGAAGAAGCUGUUUUGUAUGGAAUGGAAGAACCAAAGAAAACUGGCGAUAUUUAACCCGGAGGAUAACUCGUGGAAGAUGGCGUCUGUGCCUGUGAUUGGAAGCUCAAGUGUGGGAUUCCGGUUUGGAAUAAUGGAAGAAAAGUUGUUGCUUUUUUCAUUGGAAGAAGAGGAGGGAGGUUAUAACACUUUGCUGUAUGAUCCAAAAGCACCCCCUGGUUCAGAAUGGCAGACUUCAAAUAUUAAGCCCUCUGGUUUGUGCUUGUGCUGUGUCACAAUUAAGGCAUAACCACAAUUCAUCGUAUUUGAAUUUAUUUACAAUCUUUUCAUUGGUUUUAUGAAAUUAGUUAUUUGCAAGAAUACAUUAUUUUGAACGUGUGAAGGAGAAACUGUUGUAUAACUAUUUAUAUAUUUUUAUUGGGAACUGUUUCUAUAUGUUGCAAAGAUUCGGU
Messenger RNA from Lactuca saligna, 1069 nucleotides. NCBI's taxonomy places the organism in Eukaryota, Viridiplantae, Streptophyta, Magnoliopsida, Asterales, Asteraceae. The record is from the annotation of a GenBank genome assembly.